Engraulis encrasicolus (European anchovy) is the source of this 1451-nucleotide messenger RNA. Its product is annotated as nuclear GTPase SLIP-GC-like. Bases 18 to 1409 code for a protein of 463 amino acids. The transcript is spliced from 12 exons. The record is from RefSeq and is a predicted model, not a curated record. Gene Ontology annotation, molecular function: GTPase activity. NCBI's taxonomy places the organism in Eukaryota, Metazoa, Chordata, Actinopteri, Clupeiformes, Engraulidae.
CAUCUCUUUGUCUUUAGAUGCUGAAGGAGUGUACAGCUGUGUGGAUAGUGAGUGAUAUCAAUCGGGCCGUAUCUGACAAAGCUGCCUGGGAGAUUCUCAACACCAAUAUGACAGACAUGGAGCAGGGAGGAGAAUGCAUCAGCAUUGCAUUCAUCUGCACUAAAAGUGAUAAAAUGGAGGCACAGUCUUAUAUGAGCUCAGAGGACCUGACAGAUGAAGAUCUGAAAGCCAGCAAUAAAUCUGAGAGAAUACGGGAGUGUAUUCUACACAGGAAUAACAAGGCCAAGGAUCGAGUGGGGAGAAAGGCAUGUGAGAAGUAUAACAUCCAACCAAGAGUGUUUACUGUGAGUUCACAUGAGUUUCUGUCAAAAGAAUAUCUGGAACAAAAAGACACAGAGAUACCAUGCCUGAGAGAGGGACUGAAGACCUUUUACGACAGUUACACCAGAAAGAUGGCUUCACAGUUUUUGUCAAGUGCCAUUGGGAUCCUGCACCUCUUUCAAGCCUCCCGAGAAAUGAAUGUAGAUAGAUCCAAACUGCGCGCCGAGCUAUCACAGAACCUGGAGGCUGAAUUGCUGUGUUUGAGAAUGGAUCGGUUAAGUCCAUGCCUGUAUCAGCUGGAGGAAUGCAUCUCACAGGGAGUUCAGAAGGCAGCAGAAAAAUGUGUUGCCAUAGCACACCAUCAAGUGAAAAUACCUGAUGGAAAGGAUGGACGUGGUUUCCACCAGACUCUGUCAGCCUUGUGCAGGAACAAAGGCUAUAUCAGGUCAAAUGAUGGAGAAACAAGAGACGUUAACAAGGCUUUGGCUGUAGUUAUGCGAAACAGCAUCAAGGAGGAGUUCAACACCUUAUUCUUAAAUAAGGGGAAAACCGGGCAGUCUGUACAGGAGAAGAUCAAUGAAUUCAGCAUCUGCUCCAUCAACGUAAGAGAUGGCUACAGCAAGCCAGAAGCAAUGGAUCACAUUCUGCACUUUAUUGAAAAGGAGGAAACCAAGCUGAAGGAGAAGGCACGUGGAUUCAUUUUGAAGACAAAGAAAGAUAUGUACGCAUCAAUCGAAAAUACAAUUAAAAACGAGAUGAUUCCUGCCUAUGAAGAGGCUCAUGCAAAAAUUGGAACAAGGUCUAUGAUAGGGAAGACAAGAGUGCUGCUGGAAUAUGUAGAGAAGAAAAAGGAAACUAUGUUCAACAAGGCAAAGACAGAGAUGUUGUCCUUGUUCAAACAAUUCAUGGACCAGAUAGAGUCAGAUUUCAGAAAUACACUGCAGAAAGCCAUGGCAAAUGCAUUGUCUGAAUCACUCUCCACUUUCACCAUGGAUGUCAGCAGUGACAUUAAGAAGAUGGAGGAAUUAUACUCUCAAUUGUCUGCAGCAGGGGACUCCAGACCUUCUAUAAGACUGAGGACUAUCUAAAUGAUGAACCACUGAGAGUGGUACCCAAUGCAUUUGUCAUGG